Beta vulgaris subsp. vulgaris (sugar beet) is the source of this 1356-nucleotide messenger RNA. RefSeq lists its product as uncharacterized. Gene Ontology annotation, molecular function: catalytic activity. Bases 1 to 1356 code for a protein of 451 amino acids. The record is from RefSeq and is a predicted model, not a curated record. The transcript has a single exon. Lineage: Eukaryota; Viridiplantae; Streptophyta; Magnoliopsida; Caryophyllales; Amaranthaceae.
AUGGAAGAUAUAAACUCAAAAAUUAUGAGAACUUGCUGGAAAUCAAGUGAUGUAGAAUGGAUUUUCAGUCCUUCCAGAGGCAAUGCUGGUGGAAUCCUUGCCAUUUGGGACAAAACAAUCUUCAAUGUAGAACUCAAAGUCAUACAACAAAGCUGGAUUGCUUUAAGUGGUACAUUCUCCACUGACUCUUUCGAAUGUACAUUAAUAACGGUGUAUAACCCAUGUGAAACGACAGCAAGAGCAGAAGUGUGGAAGCAGAUAAUAGAGUUUCAAAAUUCACACUCACUGCCAUGUCUCCUAAUAGGAGACUUCAAUGAAGUCCUUCGUCCUUCAGAGAGAGGUAGUCUUUCAUUCUCACAAAAUGGUAUAAAUGAUUUUAAAAGUUUUCUGCAGGAACUUAAGCUUCUUGAGAUUCACUCUUCAACCAGAGCCUUCACUUGGUUUCGGGCAAAUUCAAAAAGCCUUCUUGACAGGUUGUUAGUAAGUCCUGAAUGGGUAUCCCAAUGCCCAAACAUCAAAUUAACAAUCCUUCGGAGAGGACUGUCAGACCAUUGUCCACUUCUGGCUCACUCUCAUGAGAAUGAUUGGGGUUCGAAACCCUUUAGAUUCAAUAACUGCUGGCUGACAGACCCAAAAUGCAUGAAAAUUGUUGAAGAAACAUGGAACAAAUCAUCAAAGCUCAGUGUGGUAGAACAAUUGAGGGAGAUCAAAAAAAAUCUCAAUGAAUGGAAUCAUAAAGAUUUCGGUAGAAUUGAUGAAAAUAUCAGGAGGUUUGAAGAAAUUAUCGCAAAUCUGGAUUUGGAAUCCAACCUCAGAAAUCUUGAAAAAGAAGAACUUGAAAAAAGAAAUGAAGCUCAGACUGAAUUGUGGACAUGGAUGAAGCGAAAAGAAAUAUACUGGGCUCAGCAGUCUCGAAUCACUUGGCUCAAAGCAGGAGAUAAGAACACGAAAUUCUUCCAUGCAAUUGCUUCAAAUAAGAGGAGGAAGGACAUGAUAUUAAGCUUAGAAGUCGAUGGCUCAAAAAUCAGCAAACCUGAUCAAAUUAAAAAAGAGGCUCGAAAUUAUUUCAAGAAAAUCUUUCAGGAGGAGCACGAGAACAGACCAACCCUAGACAAUCUGCAAUUCAAUCGCUUGUCACAAAAUCAAGCAAACAACCUCACUGCUCCUUUCACGAAAAAGGAAGUAGAUAUGGCAGUUGCUUCCUGUGCAUCUGAUAAAGCACCGGGCCCUGACGGUUACAACUUCAGAUUUGUAAAGAAUGCUUGGGAGAUCAUAAAGGCUGAUAUCUACAACAUAGUGAAUGAUUUCUGGGCAACAUCUCGUCUCCCCACAGGAUGUAAUACGGCCCCUACAUAG